AUGCCCAUCGCGUUCGACGUCGAUCGCGCGUUCGAUCUCGCGUGCGCGCUCACCGCGAUCGCUUGGCUCGCCCUCGCCCUCGCGGCGGUGCUCGAGGGACGGGCGCGGCGACGCGAUUGGGCGUCACCGGAAGGCGAACGGUCGCGAAUCGGAGACGACGACCGUUCGCGCGCCGAGACCCUGCGCUCGAUCGCGGGAAAUAUCGCCCUCGCGGAGUGCGUCGGGUACGUCGCGCUCCUCUCGUCGGCGCUCGGUGAGAUCGACUGGACGCGGGCGUCGUUUCGCGAUUUGCGCGGCGUCGGCGCGGCGUUCGAGUCGCGUCGGGCGUUGUGCGCGGGGUGGGUGCAUUAUCUCGCGUUCGAUCUCCUGCUCGGUCGACGGUUGAUUCGUCGCGAAGGCGAACGUGGGGUGCCGGUGUGUCUUACCCUGGGCCUCACCGCGCCGCUGACCCUGCUCGCGGGACCGGUCGGGUACGUGUGGAGCGAGACGUUCGCGCAGCGCGCGCUGGGACGCGGGAAAGGGGGGCAAAAGUCUCCGUCGAAGCGUGAGUGA
This is a messenger RNA of Ostreococcus tauri, 552 nucleotides long. RefSeq names its product Protein of unknown function DUF4281. NCBI's taxonomy places the organism in Eukaryota, Viridiplantae, Chlorophyta, Mamiellophyceae, Mamiellales, Bathycoccaceae. The coding region runs from base 1 to 552 and encodes 183 amino acids. The record is from RefSeq and is a predicted model, not a curated record. The transcript has a single exon.